AAAGAUACCGCACCACAAGGGUUAACAGAAAGCUAAUUUUGGACAGCAGCACGUUUCGAAAUUACUCACUGUGCGGAUCUGCUCGAAAUAGUGAGAAAAGUGCUAGAGAGAAAAAAAAAACUAUCGUGCAGUCGCAUUAUUCGUGCUGUCACGCACAGGCAAACUCGAAAAUCGUCGAGGAUUGUUUUGAUAAGAAAUGCUGGUUUGUUUUGAUUCGAAUUCCACACAACUUUGUACGCUUUCCGUGCGGUAUGGCAAUCGUAAACGUCUGAAUACCAACGGAUAACAUCUGCACAAGUGUGUCGUACUGAUUAUAUGCGACAACAGUCAUACAACCAGACGUAACAAUGAAUAACUUUCGUUCGACAUUUCCGUACGUUGCUCGCGAACUUCUGAAUUGGUUUCCCGGCCAUAUGGGGAAAGGAAUGAAGCAAAUGCAACAGAAACUUAAGCUGGUUGACUGUGUUAUAGAGGUGCACGAUGCUCGUAUUCCGUUGACCGGUCGCAAUACGGAAUUUAAACACACGAUUAGUGGCAUCAAGCCUCACAUAUUGGUACUCAAUAAGAGCGAUCUGAUUGAAAGGCAGCUGGAAAGUAAAAUUAUUGAUCGCCUACAGCAGGAAAGCAACGAUCCAAUGCACGUCCUGUUUACCAAUUGCAAAAGUCAGAGUUGUCGCGGCCUUCGAAAAUUGAUGCCAAUGGCGCAGGACCUUAUAAACAGCUCCGAUCGGUACAAUCGUUCCAGUCAGCGUGAGUUUUGCAUAAUGAUUAUCGGCGUUCCAAAUGUUGGCAAAUCUUCGCUAAUAAACGUUCUGCGAAACCGCCAUUUGAAUAAAAAGGGAGCGAGCCAGGUGGGUGCCGUUGCCGGUGUAACUAGGAGCGUGCUGAACCGUAUCAAAAUCUGCGAAGAACCGCUCAUUUACCUACUGGAUACACCCGGAAUUCUGGAGCCAAAUAUCGCCGAUACUGAGACGGGGCUACGACUGGCAUUGGUAUCGUGUUUGCAGGACCACCUUGUUGGCGAAGAGCUGAUUGCCGAUUACCUACUCUUCCUACUAAACAAACAACAAAAUUUCCGGUACGUGAAGGCAAUGGGUUUGAAGGAGCCAACCGAUUCGAUUGCCAGCGCCCUGAUGGCAAAUGCUAUCCAUCUGAACAAAAUGACUCGCACCAAACAGAUGGACGGAACGAGUGUGCUGCGACCGGACAUCAAUAUGGCCGCAAAGCUAAUGCUGAAGUCUUUUCGAACCGGAGCGUUUGGAAAGAUUCUGCUGGAUGAAGAUAAAAUUGUGUGCCACAGCAAUAGCAUCAAGCUAAAAAAUUGAUGAACUAAUGUUCUAAUGUGUAGAAACUUCAUACUAGGGUAGUCGAGAAAUAGUGAGAGGUGAUCAAUACAAACAAACAAAAAGAGUCUGUA
Messenger RNA from Anopheles stephensi (Asian malaria mosquito), 1417 nucleotides. RefSeq names its product mitochondrial GTPase 1. The coding region runs from base 348 to 1325 and encodes 325 amino acids. Gene Ontology annotation, molecular function: GTP binding; GTPase activity. The record is from RefSeq and is a predicted model, not a curated record. Gene Ontology annotation, cellular component: mitochondrion. NCBI's taxonomy places the organism in Eukaryota, Metazoa, Arthropoda, Insecta, Diptera, Culicidae. The transcript is spliced from 3 exons.